This is a messenger RNA of Neltuma alba, 3075 nucleotides long. Its product is annotated as protein CHUP1, chloroplastic-like. The record is from RefSeq and is a predicted model, not a curated record. Bases 89 to 2287 code for a protein of 732 amino acids. The transcript has 7 exons. Gene Ontology annotation, biological process: protein localization to cortical microtubule cytoskeleton. NCBI's taxonomy places the organism in Eukaryota, Viridiplantae, Streptophyta, Magnoliopsida, Fabales, Fabaceae. Gene Ontology annotation, cellular component: cortical microtubule.
UGGAUCUCUUGUUGGGCCUGUAUUUCCACCGUUUCUUUGUUUCUACUUAAUAUUCUGUGUUAGUUCUCAGGUUUCAUUAGCAAUAGCAAUGGGAGAAGAAAACACAACAGAGAACAGGUCUAGUACCAAGGGUUCGUCAAAAUUCGCCGAUCAAAAUCAGAAUCUGAAGCUUCAAAAUGCGAAAGGAAAUUCGAAUCACUCGAAACCUAGGUUAGCAUCUUCCUGGGGAGCACACAUUGUGAAAGGCUUCACCGCAGAGAAGAAAACAAAACCGCAGGCGACAGUUGCGAACAAGAAGCAACCUCUAGCGAAUUCAGUAGCAGUGCCUGCUCAUUCAAGAGUCAAGAGGUCUCUCAACAGUGAUUUGUCGUGCCCAAUGAAUGUUGCUCGGGUGUAUCCGAAUCUGACGCAUCGGAGACAGUCGUCGACGGAUUUGUUUACUGAGUUGGAUCAUAUGAGAAGCCUUCUUCAAGAAUCGAAGGAAAGAGAAUUGAAGCUGCAAGCAGAGCUGUCUAAAUGUAAGACAAAUCAAAAGGAGCUUGAAGAGGAGAAAACUAAGCUUGCUGAGCAGUUAGCUGCUUUAACAACAUGCGUUUCAGAAAGACAUGAAGAACAAGAAGUGAAAGGCAAACACAAGGAUUGUACUCAGAAUCUUGAGCUUGAGGUCGUUGAAUUGAGGCGAUUGAACAAGGAGCUACAGAUGCAGAAAAGGAACCUCACGUGCAGACUCUCUUCUUUGGAGUCUCAGAUGCCCUGUCUUGCUAAAUCUUCAGAGAGUGAUAUUGUAGCGAAAGUCAAAGCCGAGGCAUCAUUGCUCAGACUAACAAAUGAAGAUCUAUGCAAGCAAGUAGAAGGUUUACAAAUGAGCAGGUUAUCUGAGGUUGAAGAACUUGCCUACCUUAGGUGGGUAAAUUCAUGCUUAAGAAACGAGUUGAAGAAUUCAUCAUGCUCAACGCCUGAUUCUGUCAAUAAGCCUUCCUCAAGCCCUCGCUCAUUUGAGAAUAAUGUAAAUAGUUUCGAUUCAAUCAAGAAGCCCAAGAAAUGGCCCAUAAGUAGCGACCAUUUGUCACAAAUAGAAGAAUGCCCAAAUAGUCAUAUUGGGAGAAGCCCCAAAAGAAGACACUCUAUAAGUGGAUCAUCAAAUUGUUCUGAGGAAGACACUGUAUUGAGUAAGAGGAGACAAUCUGAUUAUUUCCUAUGUACAAAAGAAAUGCAAAAACAAUCUGAUUUGGAGAUUGUCCAAAGGCCACAAUGUUUUGGGAACUUCCAAGAAGCUAACAAACUUUUGGUUUCUUCAGAUGUUGAGAAGAGGGCCUUGCGUAUUCCUAAUCCUCCUCCAAGGCCUUCUUCAUAUUGUAUAUCUAGUAUUUCAAAACAAGAAAAUACUAGUCAAGUUCCACCUCCACCACCACCUCUACCUCCUCCACCACCGCCUCCGAAUUUCACACAGAGGAGUAGUAACACUGGAGGGAUGGUGAAACGAGCUCCACAGGUAGUGGAAUUGUACCAUUCGCUUAUGAAGAGAGAUUCUAGAAAGGAUUCUUCAAAUGGAGGACUUUCUGAUGCAGCAGAUGUUGCUGAUAUUCGUAGCAGCAUGAUUGGAGAAAUCGAAAACCGCUCAUCACAUUUGCUUGCUAUAAAGGCAGAUGUUGAGACACAAGGAGAAUUUGUAAAGUCAUUGAUUAGAGAGGUAAACAAUGCAGUUUAUCAGAACAUAGAAGAUGUAGUGGCAUUCGUGAAAUGGCUGGAUGAUGAACUCGGCUUCCUUGUUGACGAGAGAGCAGUCCUAAAGCAUUUUGAUUGGCCAGAAAAGAAAGCUGACACAUUACGAGAAGCUGCCUUUGGAUAUAGAGAUCUGAAAAGAUUGGAGACUGAAGUGUCCUCUUACAAGGAUGAUCCGCGGCUCCCUUGUGAUAUUGCUCUAAAGAAAAUGGUUGCAUUAUCAGAAAAGAUGGAACGAACAGUUUAUAACCUUCUUCGCACAAGAGACUCUUUGAUGCGUAAUUGCAAGCAGUUCCAAAUUCCCAUAGAAUGGAUGCUUGACAAUGAAAUCAUCGGCAAGAUAAAGCUAGUCUCAGUUAAACUGGCAAAGAAGUAUAUGAAAAGGGUGGCUAUGGAACUUCAAGCCAAGGCAUCAACAGAAAAAGAUCCUGCAAUGGACUACAUGCUUCUCCAAGGAGUGAGAUUUGCUUUCAGAAUCCAUCAGUUUGCAGGGGGAUUUGAUGCAGAAACAAUGCAUGCGUUUGAAGAACUUCGCAACCUUGCAUGUUUGCUUAACAAAGCGUAAGAGAAGGGGACAUGUGGAUAUGUUGCUUACCUUAUCCGCAAACAGGACAUACAUUUUGAUGUAUUUCAUUUUGAAGGGGUUUUGGGAUGUACUUGUGAAUUCAGUGUCUAGAUUACCCACACAAAACUGAGUCACAAUCACAACUUGGUUUUACCCAAUUGGGCAAAGGUGGACUUGUUAUAACCAGACAAGAAGCAGGGAGGGUAACAACUUGUAAAUCCGACUCGUGAUAGCAACCCCUUUUGACAGCUACUCUUAUUUUCCCUCUAGUGAUUCAAAGAGGACACAACUCUAGAACUUAGGACUCUGACGAUUAGGCAAUGCUGUUUGUAGCAACUCUUUCUGAAAUGUCUUAACGACCGUUGAUAAAUCGUUACCCUCCAUACUUCUUAUUAGGUUAUAUCUAGUCCACUCUUGGUGGAUUAGGACCCAAAUCUAAUUGAGUAAACCAUCUCCUGAUUGUGUCUCAUUUCAUACAAGCAAUUCAGAUUUUAUGUUAGAAACUAUCAAAAUCAUAAUUAUUUUGGAGGUAAGUAACUAGUUGUUACCACCAAAACUAUGAUUUUAAUGAUAUCUAACACAACGAAACACGUUACGAAAAUUUGCGGGCUGGUUUAUGUUCUCAUAAAUAGGCAAAAUUUUGUUUUAGAAUUGGUCCACCACAAGUGUUGAUUGGAAAUUUGCUGUGAGAUUAUCGUGGCCUUUUAGAAUGACUAUUAAGUUGUGCAACACCAAGGGGUGGAUUUGGUCAAGUGUGCUUUUUGGUUUUAGUUUUCGUUGUAUGCUCA